AGGACAAUUUUUUUUGAGAAUUAUACUAAAAUUUUUCAAAUUCUCUUGCAACGAAUAAUGCCUUAUGCCUGGUGACGCAAUGAAGUCCAGUUUAAAAGAUUACUCCUGGACACUACAGAAGAGGUCACUGGCGUUGCUACGUGGAAACAGUUUAAUGUCUCUAAAAGGUUUAUCAGCUUUGUUAUUCCUUCAUGACAUAUCAGCAGUCGGCACGUCUACCAUGUGAGAAUCUAAAGGAGUGGCAAGAGUCUUUGAAAAUUCUGUGUGAUCACAGGCCAUUAUGAGCAGCAUCUGCUUUCAGUCUUAGUCAAUUGAUGAACAAUGAGUUGGCAAUGGCAUCUAAGGAUUCUCCAGAUUCAUAAAAACUGAUUAAACUAAUAACAGAAGGUGUAUGUAAAAGGAUUGCAAAGGAUGCCAACCAAAAAUGUUAGGCCAGUGAGGCAUACCAACAAGACAAUGUACUUGGUGGUACAUUAUGAAAAAAUUUACUCUUGGAUU
Molecule: messenger RNA, 498 nt
Organism: Rubroshorea leprosula
Lineage: Eukaryota; Viridiplantae; Streptophyta; Magnoliopsida; Malvales; Dipterocarpaceae
Source: the annotation of a GenBank genome assembly